This is a messenger RNA of Lizanozyma spartinae, 1209 nucleotides long. RefSeq lists its product as uncharacterized. The record is from RefSeq and is a predicted model, not a curated record. Bases 1 to 1209 code for a protein of 402 amino acids. Lineage: Eukaryota; Fungi; Ascomycota; Pichiomycetes; Serinales; Debaryomycetaceae. The transcript has a single exon.
AUGGCUCAAAUUUCCACUGCAAUUUCGACUGCUAAUAAAACCGCCUCUACCACAACCCCCCAAACUAAUAGUGCAAUGGAUAGUCCAAACGCCGUUCCUAUAAAAGACGAUUCAUUGGAUUUAGAGAGAUCUUUUGAGGUGGAUCUCAUCACUGAAGUCAAAGUAAGAAACCAAGUGGAGAAUCCCUACUUAUGGAAAGUUAUAGUGGGGAUUUUUGUGGGUUCAUUGGUGACUUUAACCAUGUUUGCAUUACAACAAGAUGGAUGUUCCGAAGGGUCAAUGACUCCAUGCAUGCCUCAAAUAAGCUUAAAAAUGAACAGAGGAAAGUCCAAUGAAACUCAAGAAUUGUUAAGCAAAAUGCAAGAUGCACUCAAAACAUUGUCAAUUUUUGCUAAAGACUUUGGCGUUGGCAACAAUAAUAACUUGGUGUUUGAAGACAUUGAUCAACUUGAACAUGUGAGUACCUUUGAAGAGGGAAACAAAUUUAUGUUUAAUUACUAUGGCUAUUGUCGUACUGGAGCCAGCACCAAGGGAGAAACCAAGUGCCUGAAUACUAACGGGUUAAACAUUGGGGCAACAAUGAUAUAUGAUCUCGGGAACCAAUUGGCCAAGUUAUCACAUGUGUCUCCUAAUGAAUUGAUUGAUGCAUUUCUUAUGACGUAUGGUCAAUUAGUUAGCAGUUUAAGCUCGGUCUAUAAGAAGCAUAGGGCCAACAUAAAGGGUUUUGAUGAUGUGGAUGUCACUGGAUUACUGGUUACUGAACGUCUACAAGGGUUCUAUGAGUACAGUAAGAUAAUGUUGGUACUCUCUAAAAUGGUUAUAGUCAUUUCACUUAUUAUGCCUAUAAUCCUCGGCAAUGUGAUACUUCUGUUCGGUGUUUCAAUGCCAUAUGCCGCCAAAACCAUCGAAGACAUAGAUGAACACCACAUUCAAUCACCGAAGGGCACCGGUCUCCUUUGGUUUAUCCAAGCUCAUUUGAGAAGAGUCUUGUACUUGGCGAUCGGACUCUUUGUAUGGGAGACACUUUGUCUUUUGGCAAUAAUGUCGUUGGACAUUUAUGUCCAUUGGCGACUUGGGAACUUUGAACAAUCAAAUGGAAUCUUUAAUGUUUCAUACGGUAGUGGCUUUUAUCUACUUCCUAUUAUCAUUGCAUUGUGUAGUGGGAGUAUGUUCUUCUUCAUACUGGUCUUAAAAAAGAGAUGGGCAUAA